UUCACUGGGACGGAGCGUCAUUGCCUCCCCUGGCUCUUUCCUAGGAAUCUUAUUUAACAGUGCAAUUCCCUGGGUUGCAAUUCACUCAUUCCUGAAAAGGCCCUCAUAUAAAAGCCUCGGAUUUCUUUGAUUGUCUGUUACCUUCCUUCUCUCUUCAUCUCUCACCAUUCAGAGAGCUUUAGUCUACCUCAAGUAUCUUGUCAUUCUCUAACACACAUAUACACAUACCAUCCCAUACCAAUCAAUCAAUCACCAUGCCUAAGAUCAACGAGAUCUUCUUUGACUGUGACAACACCCUCGUCCUCUCCGAGGAGUUGGCGUUCGAGGCGUGCGCAGACCUUGCCAAUGAAAUCCUGGCCAAGCGCGACUACCGUGAUCGCUACACCGGCGAGCAGCUCAUCCAGGACUUUGUCGGCCAGAACUUUCGUGGCAUGAUGGUCUCUCUGCAGGCCAAGUACAAGUUCGACAUGUCCAAGGAAGAGCUCGAGGAGUACGUCAAGAAAGAAGAGGACGAGGUGAUCAAGAAGCUCGAGGCCAAGGCCCAGCCCUGCAUUGGGGUCACCGCUGAGCUGGAGAAGCUCAAGCAGUCUGGCAAGUACGCCAUGGCGGUCGUUUCGUCUUCGGCUCUGCGCCGGGUCCUGGCCUCAAUCAGGAAAGUCGGUCAAGACAAGUACUUUGAAGAGAAGCACGUCUUCAGUGCCGCCAGCUCGCUUGACAAGCCUACCUCCAAGCCCGACCCCGCCAUCUACCUUCACGCUCUGGAGGUCUGCCGUCGCCGCGCGGACGAGGUGGUGGCUGUCGAGGAUAGUAAGUCCGGUGCCCUGAGCGCUAUUCGGGCCAACAUCCCCGUCAUUGGCUACGUUGGCAGCUAUAACGGUGUCGAUAAGCAGAUGGAGAUGGCCAAGAGCCUGAAGGACCUGGGUGCCAAGGUCAUUAUGAAGGACUGGGCUGAAUUUGAACAGUGUCUCCAGGAAAUCGAGGCUCUUUGAUUGGGGAGGGAACGCGGCGUUUACAUUUCCUUCCUCUGUUUUCUUUUUUCCCUCUCGAUUCCACAUGAGUUAUGACAGCGAACGCACCACUGGUCGUUACGGCGCUUUUUUUUUUCUUUUCU
Penicilliopsis zonata CBS 506.65 is the source of this 1111-nucleotide messenger RNA. RefSeq lists its product as hypothetical. The record is from RefSeq and is a predicted model, not a curated record. Bases 255 to 989 code for a protein of 244 amino acids. The transcript has 2 exons. NCBI's taxonomy places the organism in Eukaryota, Fungi, Ascomycota, Eurotiomycetes, Eurotiales, Aspergillaceae.